AUAAAUUUAGAACUCCAGAAAAAUAAUUGAUAAAUAAAAUAUAUGGCAACAAAAAGGCAACACAAUUAACCAACCCAAUCUAUACCCCAUUCAACACCACCAUCAUCGUCAUCCUCCAUCGUAUAAUGCAUCAAUGUCUGGAUCACGACAUUUAGAUACUCUGUCAAGACCAACGGUCUCAUUUGGUUUGUCCAAAGAUGUCCAUGCUCCUGUCAUGGUUAAGAUAUGUUAUAUGAUAACGACUAAACCAGAUAAUAAUCAAUUAGUUAAAUUAUCCCAAAAAUAUGAAAAUGCAAGGGUGUUCAAUACUUUAUCGAAUGUAUAUCGGAAUUCAGAUUUAUACAUUGAACUUUCAAUCUAUGAUGGUAGCAAUAAUCUUAUAACUACCCCUAUUCAAACCUCAUAUAAGUCAUUUAAUAAUAAUAAACGAGAAUGGAAUCAAUAUUUAACUCUUGCUAUCACCUAUAAUCAAAUCCCUAUUGAUAGUUAUUUGAAAUUUGAGUUAUAUGAGAUUGUUGAAACUAAACCUAAACAAUUUGGAGUUGGAUACCUUUCAAUGUUUAAUAAAAAGAAUUCAACUUUAAGAACUGGAUCCCAAAAAAUACCAGUUUAUCGAAACGUACAAACUGAAAUCAUUCAAUAUGAAGAUAUACCUGGCUUAACAGAGUUAGAGAAACUUCAAAUAAGGCAUGAAAAUGGGGAAUUUAAAGUGGUGAGUUGGUUAGAUAAACAAGUGUUACCUAGUUUGUCAAAAUAUAAUGAAGUUAAUACUGAUCAUGAUUAUUAUCUAUAUCUUGAAUUAGUACCUUUUGAACUUCCAAUACUUUAUUCUGAUAUAAAUUAUCAAAUACCUACAUUUCAUAAUAAUACAAGUAAAGUAUCUACCGCAGCUGAGAGUCAAAAUUUAAGUGUGGUAUUGAAUUCUAUUGAUAUUCCCAAUGCUAUCAAAGUUUAUGAUCCUGAUUAUCAAUUUUUUAAAUAUUCAGAAAAUAUAAAUCAAAAUAACACAUUGGAUACUGAACCUGAUCCUAUUGAAUCAAAGUAUCAUAAAUUGGAAAGAAAAAUUAAUAAUCCUAUCUUAGAUAAAGAAUUGAAACCCACUCCACAAUUAAGAGAUGAGUUAGUGAGAAUCUUAUUAAAACCAUCACAUGUUGAAUUAACUGAGAUUGAAAAGAAUUGGAUUUGGAAAUUCAGAUAUUAUUUCAGUAAAAAUAAUACUAGUAAUGAUCCAAGCAAUAAACUUGGUUCAGCCAAAUCUUUCUUACCGAAGUUCUUAAAGUCUAUUGAUUGGGAUACAGAUAAUGAAUUAGAUCAUGCUUUUGAAGAAAUCAUUCCUCGUUAUUGGCUGGUGGAGAAGCUUCAGAUGGGUGAUGCUUUAGAUCUUCUAAGUAAUUAUUUCAAUCCAUUUACUCUAGGGGAAAAUGCCUUAUCUUCAAAUGGUGAUGUAAAACUGUCAGGAACUAAUAAAAAGGAAGAAACUAAAUUUCAAAAGAUAUUCAGAUAUGUUACCAUUAUAAGAAAUAUGGCAGUUGAUAGAUUGAAAUUAGCUAGUAGUGAUGAGUUAUUGUUAUACUUACUUCAGUUAGUACAAACAUUAAAGUAUGAAGCUUUUAUUUUUGAACGAGACAUACCUGGAUUACCAAUAGAAGAAAAUGGAAACAAGUCACCGUUAAGAUCACCAUUAGCCAAAUUCUUAAUCGAAAGAUCAGUUCAAAGUGAAAAAUUAGGUAAUUUCUUUUAUUGGUAUGUUAAAGUAGAGAAUGAAGAUUAUUUAAAUCAAGUUCAGACUCAAAACCAAAAUCAAAAUCAAAAUCAACAACAACAAUCGCAAAUAACUUCAGAGAAAAUAUAUGCUGUGGUGAUGGAUAUAUAUAUUAAGAGCCUUAAAGGUCAUUGUAAAGAAAAUAAUUUACCUGGAUUUGAUAAUUUAAGAAAACAAAUUAAUUUUAUAAAGAAGUUAACUACCUUGGUUCAAGAAAUAAGGUCACCGACUAGGAAACUCGAUACUAUAGCAAAGAAAGUUGAAUUUUUAAGAGAAUAUCUUUCAACUGCUUCUAAUGAACUUUUAAAAUUCGAACCUUUCCCACUUCCAUUAGAUCCAUCAAUUAUAAUAUGUGGUUGCUAUCCAAAAGAAAGUUCGGUAUUUAAAUCUAGUUUAUCACCAGUGAAAAUAACGUUUAAAACUGUCCUUAACAAGCACCAAUAUGCCACAUCACAAAUAUUUGGGAAGAAGGGCAGUAAGCAUGGUAAAUAUCGUCUUAUGUUCAAAAUUGGAGAUGAUUUGAGGCAAGAUCAAUUUGUCAUUCAAAUCAUUAAUUUAAUGGAUCAACUUCUAAAGAAUGAAAACUUAGACUUGAAAUUAACUCCAUAUAAAAUUCUUGCCACAAGUCCAGUUGCAGGUUUGAUUCAAUUUGUUGAAAAUGAAACUUUGGAUGCUAUUCUUGCAAAUAUGUAUCCUGCAUCAGUUGUUUAUGAUGAAGGUACUGCUCCGCCAUCAGUGACAGCUGCCUCCGCUACAUCAAAUAAUGUAUUGGUAGCGUCUAACAAUGGUAUCUUAAGUUAUCUUCGAUUACACAGUGAAGAAACACAACAAGCAGAACCACAAGCUACAAGUGUAUUAAACUCUUCCUAUUCAUCAGAACAACAAUCAUCAGUGCAACCUCAACCAACUGUUAAGUCUGCCUUGGGUGUCUCUCAUAUACUUAUGGACAAUUAUGUUAAAUCAUGUGCUGCCUAUUGUGUUAUUACAUAUAUUUUAGGAGUUGGAGAUCGUCAUUUGGAUAAUUUAUUAAUAUCGCCCAAUGGUAAAUUUUGGCAUGCAGAUUUUGGAUACAUGUUCGGAAGAGAUCCUAAACCAUUCCCACCACUAAUGAAAUUACCCAUUCAGGUUAUUGAUGGUAUGGGUGGAAUGAAUCAUGAAAACUAUGAUAUUUUUAAGAGUUACUGUUUUAUUACAUAUAAUAAUUUAAGAAAGAAUAGUAAUUUAAUUUUGAAUUUAUUUCAAUUAAUGAUUGAUGCUAAUAUACCUGAUAUUAAAACUGAUCCUCAAAGAGUAAUUGAAAAUGUUCAAGAUAAAUUUUGUCUUGAAAUGAGUGAUGAAGGUGCUAUGUUACAUUUCCAAGAUUUAAUAAAUAAUAAUGUGGGUGCAUUCUACCAAAAUGUUAUAGAUAGAUUACAUAGUUUGGCUCAAUAUUGGAGAGCAUAGGAAGUAUUGGACCAUAAUAAUGAAUAAUAAUAAUAACAUAAACUAGAACAUACAAAUAUCUAAUCAGAUUUCGUAGGCUUUCUUUGGGCUUUAAACCUAUCUCUAAGACUCCUUAUGACAAAGGUAUAUACCGCCGAUAUAAUAGCAAAUGGAGGAAAAUAUUCUAAGACAGUGAAAAUGAAUUUUGGCUUUAUUUCAUCUACUACUGAAGCAACUGAUGAAUGCAAUUGUUUAAGAUCGCCACUGUUAUCUAUCACUAAAUCAGCUCUGAAAUUUCUUUCUUCAUUUGACAAUUGACUAGCAAUACGCUUUUCAGCAUCUUCUUUUGAUAAUUCUUUGUUUCUGGAUAUCAAUCUUUCAAGCUGUAUAUCUCUAGGACAAGUAAUGGUUAUGGUUAACCCACAAAUCUUAUCUAGUUUAGUUUCAAAUAAGAGUGGCACAUCAAGAAUCACCAAGCUUUUUAACCCA
This is a messenger RNA of Scheffersomyces coipomensis, 3673 nucleotides long. It is a transcript of the gene VPS34, whose product is annotated as phosphatidylinositol 3-kinase. The transcript has a single exon. NCBI's taxonomy places the organism in Eukaryota, Fungi, Ascomycota, Pichiomycetes, Serinales, Debaryomycetaceae. Bases 134 to 3205 code for a protein of 1023 amino acids. Gene Ontology annotation, cellular component: phagophore assembly site; phosphatidylinositol 3-kinase complex, class III, type II; phosphatidylinositol 3-kinase complex, class III, type I. Gene Ontology annotation, biological process: endocytosis; autophagosome assembly; autophagy of peroxisome. The record is from RefSeq and is a predicted model, not a curated record. Gene Ontology annotation, molecular function: 1-phosphatidylinositol-3-kinase activity.